Molecule: messenger RNA, 1327 nt
Organism: Condylostylus longicornis
Lineage: Eukaryota; Metazoa; Arthropoda; Insecta; Diptera; Dolichopodidae
Product: dynein regulatory complex subunit 5
Exons: 6
Coding region: 32-1327 (431 amino acids)
Biological process (GO): activation of GTPase activity; nucleocytoplasmic transport
Cellular component (GO): perinuclear region of cytoplasm; cytosol; nucleus
Molecular function (GO): small GTPase binding; GTPase activator activity
Source: RefSeq, a predicted model, not a curated record
AAUAUUCUAAAAAGAAAAAACUACAAGAAAAAUGAGUUUGUAUCAACCUUAUAUUCCAAGCACAGUUGAUGUAAAUGUUUUCAAAGCAUAUUGUGAAGAAUCUAACUUACCAGAAAAUUAUUCAAAUCGAAUAAAUGCAUUAAAUUUGGAUUGGAAUAUUGAGCAACCUAAAACAUUAAGACAUUUAGCUCUAGAUGAGAUCAUUAAAAAUUGGGAAAAUGAUCCUAAAUACUUUAGACUUACAGAACCAGAGGAUAUAAUUUAUUUUGUCGAAAAUUUAAAUAUUAACUUACCAUUGAAAAUUCUUACAGUAUAUGUUCAUGAUGAUAUUUUUUGGAAAAGAUGUUUCCUUCAUAAAUGGCGAAAUGUUUAUCCAUAUUUAAAUGAAAAACGACCAUGGAUAUCAUUGUACUGUGAAAAAUAUCUGGCAGAAUACCUACAAAAAUUAGAUCCAUGUGAUUAUGAUCAAGAAUCGAUUUCGAAUUUAUUAGAAGUUCUUGGACCCUAUAUAUAUAAAUUAGAUAUAGAUUAUUUGCAACCAACAUUAGCAGAACGAUCAGACCAUAUUCCGUUUGAUUUUAUUUUAUCAAACUUGCCUGAGUUAAGAUAUUUUCGAAUAACUUUUGAUACGAAAACUAUUGGUAUUCAUUAUAAUUUAGGAUGCUGCACACCCUCAAGAAGAGAUGCAUUGCAUUUUUGUCGUGGAAUACAAAAAUGUUAUGAACUGGAAUACUUCAACUUGCAUAGCACGAAUAUGGAUCCAACGCAAUUACAGAAUUUAGGCAAAAGUUUGGAUAAAGCUGCAUCAAUUAAUUUAAAAACAUUAGCUUUCCCAAAUUCAGAAAUAGGAGAUGAAGGACUUAGAGGAUUUUAUUGUGCUUUAAGUAAAGAAUCGUUUCCUAACUUAGUUACUCUGGAUUUAACGAAUAAUUUUCUUGGUCAAGAAUCAGCUUUAAUAUUGAGUCGCACAUUGCAAAAUAGAAAAAUAAAAAGAUUGAUUUUAAGAUUAAAUCCAAUUGAAAGCGAUGGUGCUGCUGCGAUAUUUGCAAUUAUAAAAUGUCUCCCGUUAGAGCUCUUAGACGUAAGUGGUUGUUCCAUCACAAGUUCUAUACAACGUGUUCUGCUUAAAUUAAUUUAUGAAACAAAAACCUUAAGACAACUUGACCUUUCGAACAAUGAACUUGGUCCAGAAAUUGGCAGUACUUUGUAUAGAACAAUUGGUUUCAAUAAAAGUUUAAGACAAAUAGACUUAAGAAAUACUGGCAUAUAUAAUGAACACAAAAAUUAUAUAAAUGAUGUUUUGUUCCCAAAUCGAGAAAGGUUUUAG